Ricinus communis (castor bean) is the source of this 924-nucleotide messenger RNA. RefSeq names its product 1-Cys peroxiredoxin. Gene Ontology annotation, molecular function: peroxiredoxin activity. The transcript is spliced from 4 exons. NCBI's taxonomy places the organism in Eukaryota, Viridiplantae, Streptophyta, Magnoliopsida, Malpighiales, Euphorbiaceae. Gene Ontology annotation, cellular component: cytosol; mitochondrion. The coding region runs from base 53 to 712 and encodes 219 amino acids. The record is from RefSeq and is a predicted model, not a curated record. Gene Ontology annotation, biological process: cellular oxidant detoxification; cell redox homeostasis.
UCUUUCUGCUAGAAAAUCACGACACAAUGCACCAGGUUUUUGAAAGUUGAAAAUGCCAGGCCUUACCCUGGGGGACACUAUCCCCAAUCUUGAAGUUGAAACCACUCAUGGAAUCAUCAAGCUCCAUGAUUACAUAGAUACCUGGACCAUUCUUUUUUCACACCCGGGUGAUUUCACGCCAGUUUGUACCACUGAACUUGGCAAGAUGGCUGCUUACGCUCAAGAGUUUGCUAAUAAAGGAGUGAAGUUAUUGGGUUUGUCCUGCGAUGAUGUUCUUUCUCAUGUUGAGUGGAUCAAGGAUAUUGAAGCAUACACUCCUGGAAGCAAAGUGACGUAUCCAAUUAUCGCGGAUCCUAGCCGUCAACUCAUUCACCAACUUAACAUGGUAGAUGCAGAUGAGAAAGACGACUCAGGAAAAAAUGUUCCAUCCCGAGCUCUGCAUAUUGUAGGUCCCGACAAGAAGAUCAAGCUGAGCUUUCUUUAUCCAGCAAGUACCGGCAGGAACAUGGAUGAGGUGAUGAGGGUCGUGGAGUCCUUGCAGAGGGCAGCAAAGCAUAAGAUUGCAACCCCUGCCGACUGGAAACCAGGAGAUCCGGUGGUCAUAUCUCCUAGUGUGUCAACUGAUGAGGCCAAAAAGAUGUUUCCUCAGGGCUACAAAACUGUUGACCUCCCUUCGGAGAAGGGAUACUUGCGCUUCACCAAUGUCGACUAAAAUAUUUCCUUUUGCUUAAAUGGAGAACGCAGGUGGCCUAGCUUUUAUAAUUACCUUUCUCAUGGUGUUUGUAUCGUCCGUCUAUGUAUACUUGUAGAAGUAUGUUCUUUCUGUCUCUGCUAGUAACAAAAUUGUAACUCUCCCCUGUGAAAAUCCUGUAUCCGGCUACUGUUACCUAUUAACAGUAAAAAUAACUUUUGGUCGAUUGUUCA